This is a messenger RNA of Sceloporus undulatus (fence lizard), 4248 nucleotides long. RefSeq names its product epoxide hydrolase 2 (gene EPHX2). Gene Ontology annotation, cellular component: peroxisome. Gene Ontology annotation, molecular function: magnesium ion binding; lipid phosphatase activity. Gene Ontology annotation, biological process: cholesterol homeostasis; phospholipid dephosphorylation. Bases 69 to 1769 code for a protein of 566 amino acids. Lineage: Eukaryota; Metazoa; Chordata; Lepidosauria; Squamata; Phrynosomatidae. The record is from RefSeq and is a predicted model, not a curated record. The transcript has 19 exons.
AAGGGGCGUGGCUUGACCACUCUCAGGCAAAAUUUGCGGCCGAGGCGCUCGACUGAGGAAAGGCGGGGAUGGCAGCGAAGCGGCGGCUGGUCCUGUUCGACCUCGGCGGGGUGCUGCUGGGGUCCGGCGCGCAAGGAUUCCGCCGGCGCUUCGAGGAGCCGCUGCAGGGCCUUCCUGGUGAUUUCUACCGAAAAGUCAUCUUGCAUGGUGGCAUCGAUGGACCUUUCUCUAGAGCGAUGACGGGUCAGAUCGGCCUAACCCAGCUUAUUUCCGAGCUUGAAGAAGACUCCAAAAAAGUUGCGGCUGCCUCUGGAAGCUCCCUCCCCGAGACGUUCUCAGUGGACCGGUUAUUUCGGGAGUUGUGGGAAGGAGAGGUCUUCAACAGCCCUCUUCUGAAGGCCGCUCUGGCUCUCAAGAACAAGGGUUUCAAGAUUGCUGUUCUGACAAACAACUGGAUUGAUGAUACCCCCUACAGACACCAGACGGGGCUUGCCUUAUGUCUGUUGCGGAGAUAUUUUGACAGGGUGAUUGAGUCCUGUCGCCUUGGACUGCAAAAACCAGAUCCUAGGAUUUAUGAGUAUGUGCUGAAUGAGCUGAAAGCAAAGCCAGAGGAGGUUAUUUUCUUGGAUGAUGUUGGUGAAAACUUGAAACCUGCUCGGGAGAUGGGAAUCGCCACCAUCCUGGUACGAAAUCCUGAAUCUGCCCUGAAGGAGCUGCAAGAUCUGACGGGGGUUCAGCUUCUCGACCAAGAAGAAAACCUUCCGCCAGCAUGCGAACCAGAGAAUGUGGCUCACGGCUAUGUGACCAUCAAGCCUCAAACCCAGUUGCACUUUGUGGAGAUGGGUAGUGGUCCAGUCAUUUGCCUCUGUCAUGGCUUCCCUGAGACCUGGCUUUCUUGGCGAUAUCAGAUUCCGGCACUGGCUGAUGCUGGUUUUCGUGUCAUUGCCUUGGAAAUGAAAGGCUUCGGAGAUUCCACAGCUCCACCAGAUAUAAAAGAAUAUUCCCAGGAAGAAAUAUGCAAGGAUUUGGUGAUCUUCUUGGACAAAAUGGGCAUCUCUCAGGCUACUUUCAUUGGUCAUGACUGGGGUGGAGCCACUGUUUGGAGCAUGGCUCUCUUCUACCCAGAGCGAGUCAAGGCAGUGGCCAGCCUAAAUACACCCUUCAAACCUGCAAACCCUGAGAUAGAUGUGAUGAAGUUGCUUGAAUCGAAUCCUAUCUUUGAUUACCAGCUCUACUUCCAGGAGCCGGGCGUUGCAGAGGCUGAACUGGAGAAGGACGUGAGUAGGUUCCUGAAGACCAUGGUGCGAUCAACUAGGAGAGAGGACCGGAUGGAGGGCGCUUUCCUUGACAUCAGGAACGUACGGGCACGAGGAGGUUUGCUAGUAGGACUUCCUGAAGACCCACCACCAAGUUCUCUCCUGCCAGAGCCUGUGCUCCAGUACUACGUCCAGCAGUUUCAAAAAUCUGGAUUAAGGGGGCCAGUGAACUGGUACCGAAACAUGGAGGCAAACUGGCGCUGGAACGCUUCUGCCUGGGGCAGAAAGAUCAGAGUCCCUGCGCUGAUGGUUACUGCCGGGAAGGAUGUUGUUCUCCACCCAAGGAUGAGCAAAGACAUGGAGGAACAGAUUCCACAGCUCAGCCGUGGCCACAUUGAAGAGUGUGGACACUUCACUCAAAUGGAGAGGCCUGCAGCUGUGAAUAAAAUCCUCAUCGAGUGGCUGGAGGGGAUUCACAAGAACGCAUUGCUGCAAACCAUCGCCAAGCUGUGAGCAAGACUUCGGGAACUGUUCUGACUCAGUCGCCGUCAGUUGCUUUGGAGAAGUCGGUGGGGGGCUCAUAGAGAAUUAGUUGCAGAACCCCCUCAAUGCUUUCCUAUUGAUAGCACUCAGAAAUAGGAUGCUUUGGAAGGAAUUUGUUGCUACCAACUGAAAGCAGGUUAUGAAUCUUGCUUUAAUAGCUAACAGCAAACGCUGAACACACUCAAAACACUGUUUUUCAACUCUUAUCAUUUUGGCUCUCCAAAAGGAGACACCCUUCUUGUGUUUUGUUCUUGCAUACUUCCAAGCAAGAACAAAUGCUUUCAAAAGUUUUCUCCCUGCCAGGAGAGACCGUGAGAGUUUUUGACCAUUUUCCAAUGAUUUCAAUGAUUUCUCGCUCAUCAGGACUUCUCUGUGAAAAGAAAAAAAGACAGAAACAUUUUUGCAAAGAAAACAAAUAGUACAGAAAAUGCACUCUCAUUAGGGGCAAAAAUGUGUGGGGUUUUUUGUGUGUGUGAAAAGGCAAACUUUUGCACCAUUUUUUCACAAAGACGUUGAAAAAGAAAAAAGAAAUCACAACAGUUGGUCAUUUUCUUACUGAGGGAUCUUAACGUGAUGAAGACAAGAACAUUUGCAAUAUUUCUUUAUAUCCCUAACUCUUGUGAAAUAGGCAAAAGGGAAGCCUGAGAAAGAGAUGUCAAGAAACCCAUCCACCCACACACACCCCAAAAUUAGAAUUGCCUGGUUGUGACACUGUGUUGCUGGUUCAACACACCAUGCUCUAUUGAAUUAGGAUGAGACUAACCGAAAUAAAGAAGUUGGCAGCAUGAGCUUUCGUAGGCUUCAGUCUACUUCCUCAGAUGCAUAUAUCUUUGCAUUCUACCAUUAUUGAAGUAGGAAGAAAUGAUGAACUGAAGCUGUCCUUAUGUGCUUGGCUUCAGAAACAACUUCCUUGUUUAAGGCUGCAUCUGCACUGCAAAAUUAAUGCAGCUUGAUACAACUUUAAUUGCCAUGGCUCCAUACUAUGAAGUUCUGGGAUUUGUAAUUUUGUGAGAAAUAGCCUUCUUUGUUAGAGAAACUCUGAUGUCCCAACAAAUUACAGAUCCUAGGAUUCCAUUAGAUGGAGCCAUGGCACUUAAAGCGGUGUCAAACUACAUUAUUUCUGCAGUGCAGAUGCAGCCUUUGAGUGAAGAAUCAUGGUCUGCAGUCCUCAUCCCUUGGGAGCACAUAAACCUCAGUGUCCUGGUUCUGAUGGUGCAGGGAAACUAGCUUAAGCAAACCCAGGAAGUCUCCUCUGAAGCUAUGCACAGAUGAAGGAGGGGCAACACUCAAGAUUCUUGCUUCUUCCAGAUCCAGCCAACCAUGGUUUAAUAUCUGGGGUGGCCUUAUUUUUCUAACCCAUGCUAUUCCGUUGUAUAUUGAUGGACUUUCUACUCCCAUGAGUGGUUUACAGCUUUUUUCUAACUUCAUUGUUCCAUCUGCUGCCUCCUUAUGCUCAAUAGCAUUUGCUAAUAUUCGCUCAUUAAUAGAAUUUGCUGAUACAUUUCUGGUUUCCUUUUGGCGGAUUUGAUUAAUCUGUUCUCUCUAGGAAACUCUAGGUCCUCUGGCUUGGUUUUAUUGUCGACUUCCCCCAGAGGUUGACCAUAGAGUCAUGCUGAAGGACCUAGAGAUUCCUAGAAAAUUACUGUCUCAGGUUAAAAAAAAAUGGCACUUGUUAUUUUUAUGUAAAGUUAGUUUUCCCAUUUUUACAGGGGUCUUGCGCCCCUAACCCCCAUGAAAGUGGAACGUGACUGUAUUGUCUCAGUAUUUGCUAAUAGGAGCUUAAUAUUACAGCAGCUCAAUAUGAGUGAGGGGAUUCUGAGCCUUGUAGUCCAAAUGAAUAACUUUUCCAAGCUCUGGUACAGACAGUUGGCAUUGGAGGCCAAAUUCAACUUCUUGAGAAUCUUCUCUUUUAUUUUUAUUGUAUUUAAUCUUCUAAUAUUUUAAUAUUUCUUGAAAGCUUUCAUGUCUCCAGCUCUUAACAUUUUGAAGAUAAACCCCACAUAUAUGGACGGACCAUGACUGUUGAAAUUUGAGCCAUUCCAUUGAUUAUAAUGAGAAAUCAGGUGGAACAAAAGACAAAGCUCAGUUUUGAGGAUGGCAUUUUAGAUGCUGAAUCUGUGUUCAAGAUUUUAUCACACAGCCCUGCCUUAAAUAGAGGCACCAGGUAAUAUGUCUCGGGUCUUUUUAAGUACAAAACCAAUGUGCCUUACUACUCAAAAGAAGCCCCUGUUUCUAUUCACCAAGGUUGCUCCAGGGUGCCCACUGAUGUGUAGUUGAUUUUGGUUUUUCAAGGCCAAUUCAGAAUUUGAAAAGGUUACAUUCUCUUUUUCAAGUUCUUAGGAUUCUUGGGGACUUGGGUGUAAUGAUGCUCUUGCUGAUACUGCGGCUUUGAUUGUUCUGGGAGCUUGUAGAAAAAUCAGUAACAAAUAAAAAUUUGUGAACAAUGUUA